AGCAUCAUCGAUAGCUCAUUCUCUCAGAAAAAUUUAGUGAAUGAGUAAGGCCAACGCUAUUCUUCGUGAGCAGAAUACCUUCGGUUUAGCAGAGGAGGCUGUUGGAUUCAUGGAAAGAGGAGGGUUGUGGGUAAAGGAGGUUGUGUCUGUGUGUUGAUGUCAGAAGAGUGAGAGUUGGAGAAAAGUAUGGAGGACAAGAGGAGGUAGCACUUAAACCAACUGACAUAAUGUAGAAACAAAUUACACUGAAAAGCUGAGAGGAAAAAAAAGACGACUUUUCCUACGGAGGCACACCCGUCAGUAUCAGAAGAGAUCUGUCUGAAUUAAAACGGCUGCUUCUCUCGUUUCCCAACAGGAGUAUGUUUGAGUUUACGUUGCAUUUGGUGAAAAAGAAACAAUUUUUUUUAUUUUUUAUUCUCAUGCCUAUUAUUGAAAAUAAUACAUUUGAAAUUGACGGGAGAGGCAGUCCAGUCCGCCAAAAUUGGGAGAGCAAAGAAAACGCCCUGUUGGUUGGAGCUUAUUAAAACCCUUUACGCCGGUGAAACACUGCUUUUUUGAAAAUGUUAGGGCUUUCCCGUAGACUCCGUGUCGUUUUGGGCAGUGUUUAAUUUUUGUCAAGUUUUUUUUUUCUCCCCCCACCCUGACCAGAGACAGUCAGUUUCUCACGGCGGCCUCUCAGAGCCUCGUUUUUUAGGCCCAGGGGCACUGACUGAUAACAAAGAGAUAGUUUAACAGAGACAUUCCUCAGGAAUUUGAUCAAGGAAAGGGUUACACUAUUUCUGGAAAAGGACAGACUUGUUAAAAGUGUUAAAAUGUCGGCCUCGGCGGAGAAAUGUGUAGAAACCCGGCAGAGACAACUGGAAGCCAUGAUCAAGGAUCCCAGGUCUCCAAUCAAUUUUGAAAGUUUACUGGAUUGCAUGAAUGCCUUAGUUUUAGAUUUGGACUUCCCUGCACUUAGGAAAAACAAAAACAUAGAAACAUUUAUAAUGAGAUAUGAAAAAUUCAUGGGAAAGAUCCGGGAGCUUCAAAUGAAAGUGGAGGACUAUGAUGUGGUAAAAGUGAUCGGAAGAGGGGCUUUUGGAGAGGUCCAGCUGGUGCGGCAUAAAGCAACUCAAAAGGUUUAUGCGAUGAAGCUCCUUAGUAAAUUUGAAAUGCUCAAGAGGUCUGAUUCAGCUUUUUUCUGGGAAGAGAGAGAUAUAAUGGCUUUUGCCAACAGUCCUUGGGUUGUACAGCUGUGUUGUGCCUUUCAAGAUGACCGGUAUCUCUACAUGUUAAUGGAGUACAUGCCUGGGGGCGACCUGGUGAAUCUCACAAGCACCUAUGAUGUGCCUGAAAAAUGGGCCAAAUUCUAUACCGCUGAAGUGGUGUUGGCCCUUGAUGCUAUUCACUCCAUGGGCUUUAUACACAGAGAUGUAAAGCCUGACAACAUGCUGCUAGACAAAUAUGGACACUUAAAGUUGGCAGAUUUUGGCACAUGUAUGAAGAUGGAUGAAACAGGGAUGGUAAGGUGCGACACUGCAGUGGGGACCCCUGAUUACAUAUCUCCUGAGGUGCUGAAAUCCCAAGGAGGGGAUGGUUACUAUGGCCGGGAGUGUGACUGGUGGUCCGUAGGGGUCUUUAUUUUUGAAAUGCUGGUUGGCGACACUCCUUUUUAUGCUGAUUCUUUGGUGGGAACAUACAGUAAAAUUAUGGAUCACAAGAACUCCCUGAACUUUCCAGAUGAUGUUGAAAUCUCUAAACAUGCCAAAAGCCUCAUAUGUGCCUUCUUAACAGAUAGGGAUGUGCGGCUUGGGAGGAAUGGAGUGGAAGAGAUAAAAUGUCACCCUUUCUUCAAGAAUGAUCAGUGGACGUUUGACACCAUACGUGAGACUGCAGCCCCUGUAGUGGCAGAAUUAAGUAGUGACAUAGACACGAGUAACUUUGAUGAAAUUGAAGAUGACAAGGGAGAUGUUGAAACUUUCCCUGUCCCCAAAGCCUUCGUUGGAAACCAACUGCCUUUUGUAGGAUUUACCUACUUCAGGGAUAAUCAGUUGCUAAGUGAUUUAAAGCCUUCCUCUGUAGAAAAUGAGCGUUUGACUUCAGAUAAAGGGGAGGACAGUAUCGUGUCUGCACAGCUGCAGAAGAAGCUGCAUCAGAUAGAAGAGAAGCUCAACAAUGAAAUGCAAGCCAAAGAUGAACUGGAGCAAAAAUACAGAGCUAUCAGUAACCGUCUUGAAAAAACAUCUAAAGAGCUGGAUGAAGAGAUUAACUCCAGAAAAAACCUUGAAUCAAAUCUAAGGCAGUUGGAAAGGGAAAAAGCGUUGCUGCAGCACAAGAAUAUAGAGUAUCAAAGGAAGGCUGAAAACGAGGCAGACAAAAAACGCUGUCUUGAAAAUGAUGUUAACAGCCUAAAGGAUCAACUAGACGAUUUGAAGAGGCGGAAUCAGAAUUCUCAAAUAUCGAAUGAUAUGAAUAUACAGUUGCAAAGACAGCUGGAUGAAUCAAAUUCAUUGUUGCGUGCAGAGUCUGAUACAGCAGCCAGGCUGAGGAAGAGCCAGACAGAGAUGACAAAACAGUUACAACAGCUGGAGUCAAACAAUCGGGAAGUGCAGGACAAAUGCUGCAUGUUGGAAAACGCCAAACUCAAACUCGAAAAGGACUUCAUCAGUCUGCAGUCAGCUUUGGAGUCAGAAAAACGGGAUCGAAGUCAAGGCUCUGAGAUCAUAAAUGAUUUGCAAGGACGAAUCUCUGGUCUGGAGGUGGAGCUCAGAAAUGCAAAAAGUUCAGUAUCCAAAGCUGAAAUGGACAAAAGGCAACUUCAUGAGAAGCUGACAGACAUUCAAAAAGAAAAGAAUAACAUUGAAAUAGACAUGACUUAUAAAUUGAAAGUGCUGCAGCAGAGCCUGGAGCAGGAGGAAGCCGAGCAUAAAGCUACGAAAGCACGGCUAGCAGACAAAAACAAGAUCUAUGAAUCCAUUGAGGGAGCAAAGUCAGAGGCCACAAAAGAGAUGGAAAAGAAGCUUCAGGAAGAAAGAACAUCAAAAAUGAAGGUGGAAAACUUGUUGCUGGAGGUUGAGAAGCAGUGCUCUAUGCUAGACUGUGAUCUCAAACAGUCAUAUCAGAAGUUAGAAGAGUUAUCUAGGCAGAAGGAAAAACUAACAGAAGAGGUGAAGAAUCUAACGUUGAAAAUAGAGCAAGAGACACAGAAGCGCAGUCUGACGCAGAACGACCUGAAGAUGCAGAGCCAGCAAGUGAACUCGCUGAAAAUGUCAGAGAAGCAGCUGAAGCAGGAGAUCAAUCACCUGCUGGAGAUCAAAUCGACCCUGGAGAAACAGAACUGUGAGCUGCGCAAGGAGCGCCAGGACGCAGACGGGCAGAUGAAAGAACUUCAGGAUCAGCUGGAAGCUGAGCAGUACUUCUCGACCCUGUAUAAGACCCAGGUUCGAGAACUGAAAGAAGAAUGUGAAGAAAAGAACAAGCUGUGCAAAGAAAUGCAGCAGAAGCUCCAGGAGCUGCAAGAUGAGAGAGAUUCCCUGGCAGCACAGCUGGAGAUCACUCUGACCAAGGCAGACUCUGAGCAGCUGGCUCGCUCCAUUGCAGAGGAGCAGUACUCUGACCUGGAGAAAGAGAAGAUCAUGAAAGAACUGGAGAUCAAAGAGAUGAUGGCCAGGCAUAGACAGGAGCUCACGGAAAAGGACUCUACAAUAGGAUCGCUUGAGGAAGCAAAUAGAACAUUAACCAGCGAUGUGGCAAAUCUAGCAAAUGAGAAGGAAGAGUUGAACAACAAAUUAAAAGAAACUCAGGAAAAACUGCAGAAGGUGGAAGAAGAAGAAAAAGCCAUGGCAAUGACCAAGUUGCAGUUUGAGAAACAAUUGCAGUGUGAAAGAACACUGAAGACACAGGCUGUCAACAAACUGGCGGAGAUCAUGAACCGCAAGGAAGUGCGGGUAGGAGCAGGCAGCAAACGAGGGAACGACACUGACGUGCGCAGGAAAGAGAAGGAGAACAGGAAGCUGCAGCUGGAGCUCCGGUCUGAGAAGGAGAAACUAAACAGCAUGCUGAUCAAGUACCAGAAAGAGAUCAAUGAGAUGCAAGCGCUCAUAACUGAUGAAAGCCAGGUGCGAAUUGAGCUGCAGAUGGCACUGGACAGCAAAGACAGCGAUAUUGAGCAGCUCCGCUGUCAUCUGGCCUCUCUAAAUAUUCAAAGUUUGGACACAACAAGUAUUGGCAGUGGACCAGAUUUUGACACAGAUGAUGCAUACCCUGUUCGUAUCACUCAUUCCCACACUUCGGAGGCCAUGUCUUUCACCUACCAGCGCUCAUCUACCUCUGUCGGCAUUGACACUAAGCCUUCUCGAUCCUGUGUGCAUUUUGAUUCUGAUUCUGACUUAGAGGAAGAGCCUGAACCACAAUCUGAAUUUUCCCCUCAUGCACCAUCAGAACUUGAGAACACAGAAUCAAGAUUGGAAGGGUGGCUCUCGUUACCACUUAGGAACAAUACUAAGAAGUUUGCAUGGGAAAAAAAGUAUGUGGUCGUGAGUAGCAAGAAGAUUCUGUUCUACAACAGCGAGCAAGACAAAGAACUAUCCAAUCCUUACAUGGUUUUAGAUAUCACCAAGCUGUUCCACGUCCGACCAGUAACGCAGACGGAUGUAUACAGAGCAGAUGCCAAAGAGAUCCCAAGAAUUUUCCAGAUCCUGUAUGCUAAUGAGGGAGAGAGCAAAAAAGAACAGGAGUUCCCUGUAGAACCACUUCCUAUUGGAGAGAAGUCGAGCUACAUUUGUCAUAAAGGACACGAGUUUAUUCCAACACUGUAUCACUUCCCCACCAACUGUGAGGCUUGCACAAAACCUUUGUGGAACAUGUUUAAACCCCCACCUGCCUUGGAGUGCCGUCGUUGUCACAUCAAAUGUCACAAGGAUCAUAUGGACAAAAAAGAAGAGGUUAUUGCUCCUUGCAGGGUGAACUACGACAUUUCAACAGCAAAAAAUCUGCUGUUGCUUGCCAAUUCACAAGAAGAGCAGCAGAAGUGGGUAAGUCGGCUGGUAAAAAAGAUUCCAAAGAAGCCCCCUGCGCCGGAUUCUUUCGCCAGAUCUUCUCCUAGAGCUUCCAUGAAGGUACAACCCAACCAAUCCAUCCGCCGACCGAGCCGGCAGCUUCCACCAAACAAACAAAGAUUGCUUGAUUUGGCCUUUAAAGACUGGGAUUGGUCAUUUGAUGAUGUUGAUGAUGACGAUGUUUUUGAUUUCUGAAGAAAUAAGAAAGGCUAACUGCCUUUUAUUGGGAUGCAGUCACUCUUCAAGGUGAUGGGUUUCUUCCUAACACAAAAGAGACUGAAAAACAUAUAUGGCAUACCAAAAAUGCACAAAAUGCUACAUAUUUUUUAGAAAGACUUAUCUAUGUAUCACCAUGGUUUACAGCACUGCUAAAAUGUAAAAUACUAAUCCUGAGGGUAAUAGAUAGGGUUCUUGGGGAAACUAACCGGGUUACUGGGUCUGUCUUACGUGCACACUUCUUCUGCAAAACAAACGGCACUACUUGCUGAAUCGCAAGCAGGUGGUUCAACACAGUAUAAGUAUGUAAACUUUUUGCAUUAUAUCCUGCUUGCGUAACUACUGCAUCACCUCCAACAGAAUGUCUUGGAAGUUUGCCUUGUUUGGGGCUGCAAAGACUGAACACUACAAAGACAUUUCGGAGGACAUUUGCUGGAUAUAAAAUGGAAUGGAGUUUUGAAAUAUCAUACACAGUGCAUGCCAACAGCUGUAAAAAAAACCUAAACUAUCAGUAAUAAUUUGGAUUGGCACCCAAGCUAUUAUAAUUUUCAUAGAACAAAAAUGUUAUUUAUUUGUUUUUCUUCACAUUUGCAGCUAUGCACUUGUAUAAAGCCUUAGUGGUUAUUGGGUUAUAUGCUUACAAGAUUAUAUGCAUAUCAUGCUGCAUGUGAAUGUUGAUCAGUUUUGAUAGUGAUAGUUUCAGAAUGUUACUUUUAUUAGAAAGUACUUGGAAACAACUGGUUCAGUUGCCUUAAUUUAUAAUUGUGUUUGCCCAUUCCUAGAAAGUGAUGUUUACUUACUGUUAGAUAAUUGAUGUUAAACUAAGUUAGUGCACUAUUUGUAGGCAUAACUAUUACAUUGGUGUAUUCCUAUCUUUUUGAAUGUAUACCAGAACAAAAAGCAUUACAAUUCUAAUUUGAGCAAUGUAAGAAGGAAAAUGUACAUUUCAUAUCUAAAUUUUAAUAUAAAGGAGUUACCUUAUUACCUAAAAGAGUGUUAAUCUCUGUUGUGUAUUGUUUUCAUAUCUCCCUCACCAAGUGCUGACAUUUUGUAUUUGUCUUUGGUUUGUGUAUUCUAGAUGUUUUAUUAGUCCUUAAAAAAAAAAAAAAAGAGCCUGUGACUUUUACUAAAAUCUUACAGCACAUAUAUACAAUUCACAAACUCAAAUAUUUAACUAAAACAUACUGUAGAUGUAUUUUAAAGAUUCUGUAAAGAGUUCUCUUAACACACAGUGAUAGCUGCAGGGCUUCUGGUAAUGUGUUGUGAGAAUUAUCAUAGCUGGGAAGAGAAUCCUUAAAAUUGGCCCUCAUAUUUAUAUAAAUAUUAUUAGACACGCCAUCUUCCAAAAAAAAAAGUAUAAUUUAUAUUGGCCUGUCCACUUUAUA
Molecule: messenger RNA, 6637 nt
Organism: Polyodon spathula (Mississippi paddlefish)
Lineage: Eukaryota; Metazoa; Chordata; Actinopteri; Acipenseriformes; Polyodontidae
Product: rho-associated protein kinase 2-like
Exons: 34
Coding region: 813-5231 (1472 amino acids)
Biological process (GO): mitotic cytokinesis; positive regulation of centrosome duplication; Rho protein signal transduction
Cellular component (GO): cytoskeleton; centrosome; cytoplasm
Molecular function (GO): Rho-dependent protein serine/threonine kinase activity; small GTPase binding; ATP binding
Source: RefSeq, a predicted model, not a curated record